This is a messenger RNA of Vanessa atalanta (red admiral), 1181 nucleotides long. RefSeq names its product cuticle protein 7 (gene Cpr50Cb). The transcript is spliced from 6 exons. Lineage: Eukaryota; Metazoa; Arthropoda; Insecta; Lepidoptera; Nymphalidae. The coding region runs from base 58 to 621 and encodes 187 amino acids. Gene Ontology annotation, cellular component: extracellular matrix. The record is from RefSeq and is a predicted model, not a curated record.
UACACGCGUGUGUGUGUUGUGUUUGUGUUACGGAUUAAAAUAAAGAUCGAAUCGAAGAUGUCUUUCUCAAUAAGAAAGAUGUGGUUCAGUUUACUUGUAGUCUGCGUGCACAUCAGUGCAACUCUGGCAGCUAACGAGUACCUUCCACCGAGCAAGGGCUAUACUUACGAGCCUCCGAAAAUUCCCUUCCCUCCCACGAAUGGAAAUACUAGAGUGCCAACGCCACCCACUUAUAGACCGACCUCUCCACGACCGACCUACGUGCCACCCCCCACACACCCUGGUCCUCAUGAUCACCACGAACAUGACCACGAGCAUGACCACCACCAUCACGAGCCUGGUAUGCCAUUCGACUUCGCAUACGCGGUGAACGAAGAUGGUAACGACUACAGCCACAAUGCGAAGUCUGAUGGUGAUGUUACACGUGGGGAGUAUAGAAUCGCUUUGCCUGAUGGCAGAACGCAAAUAGUUAAAUACACUGCUGACUGGAAGAAUGGUUUCAAUGCCGAGGUGACUUAUGAAGGUGAAGCCCGGUACCCAGACCAGCCUACCGGAGGCUACCCAUCAUCUGGACCUGGACAACCCUACGUACCACCACCGAGCCCGGGCUACCAUUACUAGAUUACCGAAAAAUGAUCGAGUACAAUGCUUAGAAAAAAUUAUCACAAACAUUUUCAUUUUUCACCACUAGAUGGCAUUCUUACGACGCCAUGAAGAAGCUUAUUUUUAAGUCCUAUAUCAACAGAUUAAAAAUUACAGUUACAAUCUGUACAGCCAUCUAGUAAAAAUCGAUAAUUUAAUAUUUCACAUCCCCCUCCAUAUUCUUUCAUUGAACAUAAUAUCAUUAAAAAUAAAUUAUUGGUUAAUUAAACCAUAAGUAUUAUAAUAUUAUAUUAGUUACCAAACAAAGUUACCACAAUACAUACACAUUUCUCAUUUGUUUAACAAACACUGCCUUAAGCCUUAUACCAUAUACAUACCCUUUAGAGGUGCUGUUAUUUUCUUUAUGUUUUAAUGUUAAGUUUUAAAUUUAAAAAUAGCCUACAAUAGUAAGUUAAUUUGUUUCUUUUAUAUAAGCAAUUUCUUUCAAAACAAACUGAUUCAUUCAUAAACAAUCAAGAAUUUGUAAUAAUUAUGUUAAUUUACUUUUAAGCAAUUGUAAAAUACUCAUAAUCACUGCC